AUGGCCAAUACUUUCCUGGAAGUAGAAACCGGAUUCCCAACGUCACCGUCCUCCGCCACCGAUCCUCGUCUUCCUUCACGGUGGUGGACACAAUCACAAUACUUAUUAUUUAAUGGUAAGGAACUCACUGAAGAAGAGCGUUCUGCUACUUUUAAACUAUUUGUGCUCGGCGCCGUCACCACAUUGGCCGUCUUCAUCACCGUCAGCUUCUACACCGACAUACUUAGUUGCCAAGCCAGCUUCUCCGUCGAAUCAAUUUUCGUGUCUCCCUCUUCCGCCGUGUGGCACAUCGAUUUACUCGUGAAAAACCCGGGAUCGACGUGUCCUAUCUACUACAACGGCGAUGACGUGUACGCCAAGCUUGGUUCUAUAAAUGCCGCCGUUUUGAAGACCUCUCACACGCGUCGUUCCGGUGGCUACACGAGUUUCUCGGUUGACUUAGCUACGGGGAGUAAUCAAAGCGACGUCGUUGCAGCUUCUCCUAGGGCUUUUGAACUGGACCUCAAAAUCAGUGCUAAGAAGAAGCGGUUUAUCUUAGCGAGCUCGACGUGUCCUAUCUCCUACGACAGCGAUGACGUGUACGCCAAGCUUGGUUCUAUAAACGCCGCCGUUUUGAAGACCUCUCACACGCGUCGUUCCGGUGGCUAUACGAGUUUCUCGGUUGAUUUAGCUACGGGGAGUAAUCAAAGCGACGUCGUCACAGCUUCUCCUAGGGCUUUUGAACUGGACAUCAAACUUGGUGCUAAGAAGAAGCGGUUUAUCUUAGGUUAUCAAAGUGGACAUUUCGACGUCAGAUGUCAGAAUUUGAUAAUUGGUCAUGAGAAGAUUAAAUGCCAUUCGUCUUUCGAAGAAAUGAAGCUAUGUUGCUAUGAAAAUGAAGAAUGA
Messenger RNA from Microthlaspi erraticum, 885 nucleotides. Lineage: Eukaryota; Viridiplantae; Streptophyta; Magnoliopsida; Brassicales; Brassicaceae. The record is from the annotation of a GenBank genome assembly.